AUGCCCCGCUCAGCUUUCAAUAUCUUCCGUUCCUUGACUCUCACCAAAUCCUUCCUCCGACAUCCGAGGAAAACUAUCCGUGUAUGGCGUUAUGGCAAUGAAUGCGAUGCGUGUGGAGCGGUCCUUGAAAUCGCCCCAGAUGGUAGAGAGUACUGUAUCAUCCUCAAUUGUGUUAACUGUACUGACAGUCCAAUUGGUAUGAAAGGGAAAUCACAUCUGCGCCGCCUCGAGCCCGAUGACAGGUUGGAAUUUCCCCACGAUAUCGGGCGCCACAAGCAAUGCAGAUGCGGACUUUAUUAUUGGGAAGUCUGCGUCAGAUGUGCUCUUUGGGAUAAACAAAAGACAGAGAAUGCGGCUUGCGCUGAAUGUGAGCUUCGAGAGCAAGAGGAGACUGCAAAAGGUAAGACUUUUACUCACGAGAUGCGUCAAGCUUCACAUAGGUCGGGUCAUACUUCUCCACCCAGCUUGAUAUACACUGUUCCUCACAGCUGGAACUCGGGCCAGACUAUCAUUGGUCCUCCACAACCACUUUCUCCUCCUUCAAGGAUAACGACACCUGAGAUUAGAGAGCUCUAUCCUGCUAGACCCUUCGAAGGUGCUUUCAUGACAGGAGCGCUUCCAGCAGACACCUCGCCAGUGGAGAGAAGCCCUUCGAUACCUGUGGCGUUUCCAGAGGACAGCCAGUCAACCAUUGAAAGUUUACCAGCACCCGUGCGAGUGCCAGCUGACAUUCAGUCGACCAUUGGAAGUACACCGAGACGAAAACCAUUUCCAGGAAACAUCCAGGCGACGAUUGCGAGUUCUCGCAUACGUGGGCCGUUUCCAGACGAUGCUGAGUCAAGCGCUGGAAGUGUACCAGGCCGAACAACCAUCUCAGACCUCGAAUCGAGUGUUGGGAGCGUCCCAGCACGUACAACCGUCUCAGACCUCCAGUCAACUGUCGGGAGCUUACCGAAUUUUGCACGAGAUAUUCGGCCACCUCCUGGAAGCGUGCCGAGGCGGAGACCUCUGGUAACUGAUGCAAACGUACCAAGGCGACGACUCAAUCGUCCUGCCAAAAUUGCGCGUCCCCGAUACAUAAACAAUACAGGUUGA
Messenger RNA from Glarea lozoyensis ATCC 20868, 1095 nucleotides. RefSeq lists its product as uncharacterized. The coding region runs from base 1 to 1095 and encodes 364 amino acids. Lineage: Eukaryota; Fungi; Ascomycota; Leotiomycetes; Helotiales; Helotiaceae. The record is from RefSeq and is a predicted model, not a curated record. The transcript has a single exon.